Molecule: messenger RNA, 1041 nt
Organism: Diospyros lotus (date-plum)
Lineage: Eukaryota; Viridiplantae; Streptophyta; Magnoliopsida; Ericales; Ebenaceae
Product: 3'-5' exonuclease-like
Exons: 2
Coding region: 102-878 (258 amino acids)
Biological process (GO): nucleobase-containing compound metabolic process
Cellular component (GO): cytoplasm; nucleus
Molecular function (GO): 3'-5' exonuclease activity; nucleic acid binding
Source: RefSeq, a predicted model, not a curated record
CUGGGCCCCUUCUUCCACUCCGCUUCCUUUCUUCUUGGCUUCUCCUGUCUCCCUGUACUGGCUGUUUCUCAAAAUUCUCUCUCUGAUCAGUGCCGUAGACAAUGAGUCUUAGCAUCGUUGACCACCAGUUGCCGGACGACACCCACAACGUCUACGAUGUCACCUUCUUCGGCGACCAGAUCCUCACAACGGUCACCCACUCGCCCCCCUUCGUCGACUCUUGGAUCUCGGAGAUCGUGCGCAUCCACCGCCGCCGCCUCCACAGCCUCAUCGUCGGACUCGACAUAGAAUGGCGGCCCAACAAUCGUUUCUACGACAACCCCGCCGCCACGCUCCAACUCUGCGUCGGCCACCGCUGCCUCAUCUUCCAACUCAUCCACGCGCCCUACAUGCCCCAAUCCCUCAUUGACUUCCUGGGAAACCCCGUCUACACCUUCGUGGGCGUCGGGAUCGACGGUGACGUUGAGAAGCUGACAGAGGAGUACGGUCUGUCGGUGGCCACGACCCUUGACCUCCGGCGAUUGGCGGCGGAGGAGUGCGGAAUGAGGGAGCUUCGCAAUGCCGGGUUGAAAACAUUCGCGAUGCAGGUGCUUGGAAAGGAGAUCGAGAAACCGAGGAGGAUUACGUUGAGCAGGUGGGACAGUGAGUGGCUUAGCGCGGGGCAGGUUCUUGGAGAAGUAUGUGCGGUUGAAUGGCACGGCCCAUGGGUUGGGUUUCUCUGGAUCGAUCGGUGGUGGGUUUUCCUUUCUUCGUCUUCAUCUUCUUCUUUUCAUGUUGGCUCUGCGUUUGAGGAUCGUCGGUGUUGUUUUAUUUAUUUCCUACUUCUGCUUGAUAUAUGUGUAAUGUUUAUAUAUUAUACAUGGAUCAUGGAUGGUUAGGUGUGUAGCAGACUAGCAGUCCUACUAACGGGAGAUUGUGUUCUCUAUUUCUUUUCUUUAGUGUCUUUCCUGAUUUCAUUCGGGUGGGAUCUGUUUGGUCAUACAGCGCUUGUUGGCUGGGCUUUGCAUUUAUAAGAACAUGAUUGUGUUGAGGGCGGAUGCA